This is a messenger RNA of Sapajus apella (tufted capuchin), 8690 nucleotides long. RefSeq names its product ankyrin repeat domain 6 (gene ANKRD6). The coding region runs from base 3666 to 5846 and encodes 726 amino acids. The record is from RefSeq and is a predicted model, not a curated record. Gene Ontology annotation, cellular component: cytoplasm; nucleus. Gene Ontology annotation, molecular function: protein binding. The transcript has 16 exons. NCBI's taxonomy places the organism in Eukaryota, Metazoa, Chordata, Mammalia, Primates, Cebidae.
AAAGGACAGAAUAGAAAUAAAUGAAGAAGGAAAAAGGGCGGAAGAAAGAGAAAGCCAUGCAUAUACAAUCUUGAGAGUGUAGCAUAAAACCAUAAUUAUAAUUAAUUCUGUAUGCUUGUGUUACAAGUAAGCAAAAAUAUGACUAGCCACUCUUCUGCUUAUCGACUCCUAGGGCUCCCCAUCACAACUACAAGAUACAGUUCAAGUUCUUUGGCAUGAUGUGAACAUUUUUUGCUGCCUGACUGCCACCUCAUUUUCCAGCACCAUCGCUGGUCAUUGCUGUGUGUUACAAGCUCCAGCUGCAGUUGUCUCUUUGCCUUUCUUUCCUACUCAUGACACACAUUUUCAGACCAUUCUGCAUUUUUGCUCUUGCUGUUUCCUCUGCCUGUGUCUUUCCCCCUUCUAACCUCACCAAGUCCUACCUCCUCUAACACACUACCUUCUCUGUGAAAACCUUCCUGACCUCCCUUCACCCCAGCACAGCAAACAAGAAUGAUCCCUCUCCCAGUUUCCACAGUUCCUUGUGUCCAUCUCUUCAGUAAAUGCAUGGUACACCACAAAAUAAAUAACAAAAAAGGUUUCAGUGGAAAAACUGUGGACAGAAAAGCCAGAUCAGAGCAGAUUUAAGGAGUGGGUGGAAAUUGAGAUAUGAGUACCUAUAAUUGCUUUUAUUGUGAUGCUGUGUUGAUUAUUUUGAUUUGUCUUUAGCAUUUGGGUCUUUACCUAACAGGGGUUGAAGGUGUUGAGAAGAAAAUUCCUAGAGAGGCUGUGGUGCUGUCCAGUGCUUUGGUACUGACAGACCUGUCUCACUGAAUAAGGGCUACGUCUGGAGUGGUAAAUCUUCCGGCCCCAGAAACUGUAGUCCUCUGUUUUGAGGAGGAAGGGGGAGAGGACAAUGACCACAUCCCUUCUCUGUUAUCUCUUGGAUGGCCUGGAGCCAUAGCCUCCCUCAUCUAUUUGGAAAGGAAAAAGAAAUUUGCCCAAAGUAAGUGUUAGAGCUGGGGCAACCAGCUAAGUACCUCAUAUAUUUCUUAUGGGACCACAGGCUCCUGAAGACCAACUGAUGACUAAAAAUAAAUUGGUUAUUGUUUUUUCUGUCAUUUGUUGAAAGGACAUUAAAGGACAACUGUGUUCCUGGCUCCAUGGUAGGCUCUGGGGAUACAAGAUGACCAAAACGGGGUUCCUGCCACAAGGAGUUCAUAUAACCAGGGAGACCAACCUUGAGCCAGUAACAGCAGUUAUGCUGUGUCUUAGUCUGCUUGAGCUACCAUAAGAAAAUACCACACACUGGGUGGCUUAAACAAUAGAAAUUUAUUUUCUCCCAGUUCUGGUGGAUAGAAAUCCCAGAUCAAAGUCCAGCAGGGUUCAGUUUCUGGUGAGGGCUGUUUACUUAGCUUGCAGAUGGCCGUUUUGUCCUCACAUAGCUGUUCUUCUGAGUGUGCACACUCAGCAAGCAUGAAUGCACUAAUUCUAUCAGAUCAGGGACCCACCUUUAUGACCAAAUUCACCUUAGUUAUCUCCUAUUUCCAAAUAUAGUCAUACUGGGGGGUUAGGGCUUCAACAUAUGAAUAGGCGCCCGGAGGGGAGGACGCAAUUCAGUUUGUAGCAGAGCUUAUGUGGUCUAGCAGUGCUGGUCAGUCGUAAGUUAUUGUCCUACAUAAAAAGGGGAGGUCUCUACAUCUCAAGCCUUCUGCAGUCACAUAUUUAUUCAGCGAUAUGUGCUUAUUCCUCCUAUAUGACGUUUACAUCUGUAAUCAGCUUUUCUUGGUAGGGCAUGUCACAGGCUUCCUGAAUAAUAUUCAGAUGUCACUCAGCUUUCCCUGCAACAGUCUCUAUGCCUCCUGUAGAGGUGGUUAUUUCAAAAAUUCAGUGACUGUCACAGUUAAAAGAAGAGAGUUAUUGUACUUUAAAUGGCUCAAGAAAUAAACAUACUUGUUCCUUUGCGACAGUGGGAUGUAUGUAAUGAGUCAAGGGCUUGCUAAAGCGGAGCAUGUGCACGCUAUCAUUUCCCUUCUUUUGCAGAUGAUCCUGGUGGGCACCAAGUUCUGUGAGCAGUCAGUGCUGGCUGUCCUCAUGGGUAGUACUGCUUUAAGGGCCCUACCUGUGGCAUUAGAUCUUCUCAGAAGGAGGAAGUGUCCUGGAAGCUGUGAGAAAAAUGAACCACUCCUUGCUGUAUUCUGUCCCACUCAGUUUACACUUAUCUUCUGGCAACUGGACUUUUGGGCCCUGGUCAUGGCUUUUUAGUGGCCGGAUGAUGAGUUUCUUUAAAGUAGGGAUUGAGUAACAUUCCUCUCUGUUGCAGCCUCAUUUGUCCCCCAGUAGAGGUCACAGUAACCCAGUAGUGAUUGCUCUUGGAUAAACUAGUAAGAGUGUUGUGGGUAUUUUUUUUUUUUGGAAGCUUGUGUUAUUCUGCUGGCAAUUUGUUUCACCAGUGGGAUUCAGCCUCUUUGCAAUGCACCCGCCAGAGCCUCCAGCUAUUCUCCUGCCCUUGGUGUAAGCCAAAUGAUGACCAAAGCAGGAUUGCAGUCCAUUCCAUUGCCCCUAUUACCCUCGGGGAAAUAGGGCAAGGCUUUAGGACGGCAGGUGGUUAGAGCGUUUGUGCGGACAGAGUAGAGUUAUUUUUCCAUCUCUGGACCAACAAUUCUAUCUUUAGAAACAAAGAGGAAAAUGUGGGGAUAUUGACUCAAGUCAAAAUGAAAACCCUCUCAUUUCUAUGAUCUCUCCAGGUGUGAGCUGGAUUUCUGUUGCCUCAACAAGUGGGCUGGAGCACACGCUUGCAGUUUAGGGCAGUCGACAGCACUCAGAACAGCUUCUGGAGGGGCUCUGCUCCCUGUUUACUCCCUUCCCCCUUCCCUGCAGAGACUGUUCAGAGGAGCAUUUGUGAGACAAACGUCAGGAACAGCUGCUCAGCCAGACCCUUGUCUCCUGUGCUGCCGCAGUCAUUGUGCUGGAACUCUCCGCCGAGGAGGGUGGAGUGUCUGGGCUCUGCUGCUUCCACAAAGCAAGCAUUUUUUUGUUAUCUUGGAGGCAGUUUGUUACAGAUUUCAACCCUUUCUGCAUUCCUCCCUCCCUUACAACACUCACAUUCAUCUUUUCUUGUAUUACUGCUGAAAGAAUACAAACUUCGUUUCUCUGUCAUCUGAGCAUCAGUCAGAAAUGUUCCUCUGAUCUGUGAAUUGUUUCCUGACUUCAAUCGGGGCAGUGUUACAGGUCCUCUGCUGGCAGGAGGGAGCAGUCCAUCAAAAUCUGCAGACACAAGACUUUCGGAAGCUGUGACGAGCAGACUAGCAAGCCACAAAACAUUGCAAGCUGAAUGGAUGUCUUAAUAAGCUUUUAGAUGUGAUUUGGCCAGCAUCGGCAGAGGAGGCUAAAGGGAAAAGGCAGCGAAUAUUGUAACGUAAAUCACUGCAGAUUUGCUGGGAAUGACAGCCUUAGGAAGCGAAUGAUCUCUCCAGGAAAGAAUUGACCACAGUUAUCCAGAAACUGAACACGAUGUAGAACAGAGAGGACAGCCCCUCGGAUGUCCUGAAGAUGGCAUGUUCAUAAAGACAUCUUCUGAUGAUUGUGAACAUCUUUACCCGUGGGUGCCAGUCCUGGCCAGUGACUUCGUGUUGAGCUGAAGGAACUUGUUUACCGCCUCCCUGAAAACCUUUCUUUCCUAAUUCAUGAGCCAGCAAGAUGCGGUCGCUGCGCUUUCAGAACGCCUUCUCAUAGCUGCUUACAAAGGCCAAACAGAGAAUGUGGUUCAGCUCAUCAACAAGGGCGCCAAGGUAGCGGUUACCAAGCAUGGCCGGACCCCCCUGCAUCUUGCUGCCAAUAAGGGCCAUCUUCCUGUGGUCCAGAUCUUGCUGAAGGCUGGCUGCGACCUCGAUGUCCAGGAUGAUGGGGACCAGACUGCCUUGCACCGGGCCACGGUGGUGGGGAACACGGAGAUCAUCUCCGCACUCAUCCAUGAGGGGUGUGCCCUGGACAGACAAGACAAGGAUGGGAAUACAGCCUUGCAUGAAGCAUCCUGGCACGGUUUCAGCCAGUCAGCCAAGCUGCUCGUUAAAGCAGGAGCCAACAUACUUGCCAAGAACAAGGCGGGGAACACGGCUCUGCACCUGGCCUGCCAGAACAGCCACUCCCAGAGCACACGCGUCCUCCUGUUGGCCGGGUCCCGCGCUGACCUCAAAAAUAACGCAGGAGACACCUGUUUGCACGUUGCUGCGCGCUAUAAUCACUUGUCCAUCAUUAGGCUCCUCCUCAGUGCUUUCUGUUCUGUCCAUGAAAAGAACCAGGCUGGAGACACAGCACUUCACGUUGCUGCUGCCCUAAAUCACAAGAAAGUGGCCAAAAUCUUACUGGAAGCCGGAGCAGAUACGACCAUUGUUAACAAUGCAGGCCAGACUCCGCUGGAGACUGCCCGCUACCACAAUAACCCGGAAGUUGCUCUUCUCCUCACCAAAGCUCCCCAGGUCUUGCGCUUCAGUCGCGGGCGAAGCCUGAGGAAAAAGAGAGAGAGGCUCAAGGAAGAGAGGAGAGCCCAGUCUGUGCCAAGAGAUGAGGUGGCCCAAAGCAAGGGCAGUGUCUCAGCAGGAGACACCCCCAGCAGUGAACAAGCUGUGCCCAGAAAAGAAGAAGGCAAAGAAGAGUUCCUGUCAGCCUCCCCAGAACCCAGAGCAAAGGAUGACAAGAGGAAAAAGUCGAGGCCCAAGGUGUCAGCAUUUUCUGAUCCCACCCCACCAGCUGACCAACAGCCUGGACAUCAGAAGAACCUGCAUACUCAUAAUCACCCUAAAAAGAGGAACAGGCAUCGGUGUUCAUCCCCGCCCCCACCCCAUGAGUUCAGGGCAUACCAGCUGUACACAUUGUACAGGGGCAAGGACGGGAAAGUGAUGCAGGCACCAAUAAAUGGUUGUCGAUGUGAACCUCUUAUCAACAAGCUGGAGAAUCAGUUGGAGGCUACUGUGGAGGAGAUAAAAGCAGAGCUGGGAUCGGUUCAGGACAAAAUGAAUAUGAAGCUGGGGCAGAUGGAGAAUAAGACCCAGCACCAAAUGCGUGUUUUGGACAAGCUGAUGGUUGAGAGACUCUCUGCAGAGAGGACAGAGUGCCUGAACCGCCUGCAACAGCACUCAGACACACAGAAGCAUGAGGGAGAGAAACGACAGAUAUCCUUGGUGGAUGAAUUAAAAACCUGGUGCAUGUUAAAGAUUCAGAAUCUGGAGAUGAAGCUUUCUGGAGAUUCUAGGGCCUCCAGAGCUAAAUCCACACCAUCAACUUGCGAGUCCUCUACAGGUGUGGAUCAGUCAGUGGUGACUGCAGGUCCAGCAGCAACUUCUGACAGCUCCCCUCCAGUGGUUAGGCCCAAGGAAAAGGCCCUCAACUCCACUGCUGCCCAGAGACUCCAGCAGGAGCUGUCGUCUUCUGACUGCACAGGCUCCCGACUGAGGAAUGUCAAGGUCCAGACAGCCUUGCUACCCCUGAAUGAGGCAGGCAGAUCUGAUCAGCAGGCUGGGCCCUGCGUCAACAGAGGCACUCAAACUAAGAAGUCUGGGAAGAGUGGGCUGACAAGGCAUCGCACCCAGCAACCUGCAGCCAGCAGCACCUGUGGGCAGCUGCCACCAGCGGGAGGCGAGCAGACUGGCCCUCACAUUCGGGACACCUCCCAAGCUCUGGAGCUUACCCAGUAUUUUUUUGAGGCUGUUUCUACCCAGAUGGAAAAGUGGUAUGAAAGGAAGAUUGAAGAAGCACGAAGCCAAGCAAAUCAGAAAGCCCAGCAAGACAAGGCUACUUUGAAGGAACACAUUAAAAGUUUAGAAGAGGAACUUGCUAAACUAAGGACUAGGGUGCAGAAGGAAAAUUAGUACCAAUAAAGUGGAAACAAGAAAGGAUUCUUGAAGAUUUCCAGUUUUGCAACUGCUUAGUAGUUAUGCCCAAGGCGUCAACUAUUGUAUAUAUUGCAGAUUUGCCUUUUAAAAAAAAUCACUAAUUUCUACAGUGUGCCAGAUACAUGUUUCCUAUGCCCGGAAGUUAUGAAGGCCUCAACAAUUAAACUGAAACCAGGGGAAGCUUGCUUAGUUUUGGGUUUAAGCCUCAGUCCAGGUUCAUCUGAAGUUUGAAAGCUCAGAUUAAGCAAGCCAUGCCAAGAAACCAAAUGAUGUGUAAGCCUAGACUCUAAAAUUCAAGAUGUGUGAAAUAAUAUAAGUCAAAAGCAAGAAAAACUUAAUCCCAUCUGAACUCCAGUAGUCAUUCAUAUAAAUUUGAACACACCUGCUGUGCCUAGACAAGUGUCUUUCUCUAAGAGAGCUGUAACUCUGAGAUGUGCUAAGUAAACCCUCCUUCUCAAAUUCAUAAUUCUCAAAAUGUUGACUAUUAACCACAUGAAAAGUUACCAGAUUUUUGAGGAGAAAUGUUUUCAUGAUGUCACAAGAUCUAAUAUAUCUUAUGAUAAAAUUUAUUGAAAAGUCAGUUAAUUUAGAUAAUGAAUAAUUAGCUAACAGCUCCGAAAACAAUGAGAUCAAACAAGAAAGAUUCAAAUUGAUCAUUUCUGUAUUUUCAGUCAAAAAAUCAAUUAUAGUGAUUUUAAAGCAAAUUAAUGGAAGAAACAUUCACGUAACAAUUACCUGAAAAUUUGUAACCUAUUCCUAAUCAAACCCAAUUAUAUCAGAGUACCUUUCUGAAUUUGAGAUUAUUGCUCUACAUUUUAUAAAGAAUAAGGCUAUUUUUUUGAAAGUAUUUCAUUUUGAAUUAAACUGUCGUUAAAGAACCUCAGAACCUUUCUACUGCUUUGCGGUGACUAUGUCAAGGCAACAUACUCCAUAACAACUUAGGCCUCACUGUUCCCCAGCUUCAUGGAGGCCUGAAGACUUGAUUUUGCUUCGUAAUGAAAUAUAAGCGCAGACACAAAGUUGUAAAAGUAGCUUGGAUAUGUUGAAACUUUGGACCACUUCUUGUCCUUUGGAAUGUGGGAUUUAUAUUCAUCUCCUCAAUAUCCCAUGUAUGCAUAGAAACUUCAGUUCUAUUUCUAUAAACACAGGAACCUAGUGACUAUGGAACGUAAUUGUGAAUAAAAUGCUGCUCAUUGAGCCAAAGAGAAAAAAUGACUUACUGACAUGGAGGCACCAAGAAAAACAAAGUAUUCUUUUAUUUCCUUUGUCAAGCUCACAGUUUUGGGGAUUUUUUAAUAGUGACAAUCCAUAGAUAUAGACAUUCCUAAAAGAAAAAAAAAAAGUAAUUCAGUAGAUAUGUCACUGUUAUAGAACCAAUAUGGAAUGAAUUUGAUGUUUUUGUUUGAUUUUGUUGAGACAGGGCCUUGCUCUGUCGCCCGGACUGGAGUGCAGUGGCAUGAUCACAGCUCACUGCAACCUUGGCACCCCAGGCUCAAGCGAUCCUCCUGCCUCAACCUCCCAAGUAGCUGGAACUACAGGCGUGCACCACCAUUCCCGGCUAAUUUUUUGUAGAUAUGGGGUCUCACUAUAUUGCCGAGGCUGAAUUUGAUGUUAUUUCAAGCUGAUUUUCAUGUGCUUGUGAGCUUGUCUUAUUUCUCAACCACUAUGCAGGUAGACAGUCUUCCCCCAGAGACUCACUAGAUUGCAGUAUAGAGGCACUUCCUCAUUUCCCAGUUGUUCCUAAUACAGAAUUGUAGAGCUGGAGAGUACCUUCAGUUUUCUAAAUCUGUUCCUAAACAGGAUAUCAUUAACCUCUUUAGAAUUAUUCCUCAAUAUACAUCAGUUUAUUGAGAACUGCCUAAUACUCAAAGAAAUGAAAUCCUGAGUUCAGUAAGCUGUGUUCCAAGCAGGAAUUAUUUUCACUUACGAAAAUAUCUCCUAUUACCUCAAGGUAUCCUUGUUGAGAAAUGCCGAAAACUAAAUUAUCAAGUCUAGACCAUAGAGUGCUUUGGUGGGAGUAUUUUGAUUAUAAAACUCCUACCCAUCAGAAGCAGGCAGCUAAUAUUGUGAACUGAGUAUUUUUGUCAAAAGUCACAGAGAAGAGACCAGAGAAUGAGAAAGGUCAAAUGGACCUAGUGUGGCUGACUACAUGAUCUUUUCUCUUGGAAGUCUGUUGUAGAAGAGAAAACACCCAGAGGUGAAGAAACAGAAUAGGCUCAGUCAGCAUCCUUACCCAGAGAUGACGGUAUCUCUAUUAAGACCAAUGCAAUACCUUUUCAUCUUCAACAAAUGUUGUUCAUCUGUUUUUGAUCCUUGGCAUUGUCAAAAACUUAACUGCAGGUCCAGUGUAUAGUUUUCCUUAUUUUUCCCUUUUAGCUAUCUGCUAAAAUGAGUAAAUGCCACAACUGUACUUUUCCAAAGAAACAGAACUAUUGACAAUGUAUAGCUUGUCAUGCAGGUCAUGGUUCAAACCGAGGCUGAAACUUUCAACAGCUGUGGAAAAAAAAAUAAUGUGAAACACAGCAACAUUGUACAAUAUUAGUGUUUUUUUAAAGAAAUUGUUAGUGCAUUAUUGUAUUGAGUAUACUAAAUAUCUGUAAUAGAGUAAAUAUAUUAGUUCUAAUCUUACUUUUGAUUUUGGGAGCCCAAAAUAGUGUUGCUUUCAUGGUUAUACCUUGUGUGUGAAGUCAGGUGUUCAUGAGGCAUGUUAUGUGUCUUCUAGUCAAUAUUUUUAUCACCUCGAAUUUGUGUCUCUUCCAAGCAUUAAACUUUAAGAUACUGUGGAUCUUAAAUUCCUUAUUAAAAAAAUGAAAGUGUGAA